CCUACCCCAUAAGAAAAAGGGCGUGAAAUGUCAGGGCGUUUCGUUCGUCCUAUAUAAUAACAAUUGGUUAUAAAGGAUAAUACAACAUAUAUGCUAGUAUCCACGUUGCUGACAGUGCUAUAUGGCUUUGCUUCCACUCUGCCAAAGCAGCCAGAGAGCAAGAUGCUAUUUUAUGGCGCCAUGGCGGCUACAGCUACGUGCCACAGUGGGACCGGGUGCUUCUUGAUUUAUGGAGCUUUUUGGAAGAAGCCCCGCUGGAUGUGGCCGUGGAUUGUUCUGUCCUGGUCGUGGAGUGUACUCAUGCUGAUAGCAGCCAUCGCUGGCUUUGCUCUGUUGCACUAUAACGACGUAAACGUUGAUGAUGACGUCAACUACGUCAUAUCUGCAUACAUACUUUUUUCUGCUGUAAUGUACUACCUAGCAUCAAUAGUGAAUAGUCGUCGACGAGAGUUAAUGCAAGGACAGAUGUUUUCCGCUGUGAAGACCUGGAACCGCCCGGCGACAGCUUGGAGCUACACACGAGCGUACAGCACCUGGAGAUAUGUAUAGAAACUAUAUAGGAACUGGAGGAAUACACUCAAGAAGUCGAAUAAAACAUUAUACAAGGAAACGGGAAACCUCCUUCGUCGUUAACUACAUUUAUAGCGGUAGUGCAAACUUGGUAUUGGUUUGUACAAAAACUGCUGCAGUGAGUGGCGUGUGUUUCGCCUUAAUCGUCAUACCCCGCAUAAGUGUAGCAAAAUGUUGUUUUAUAUAGUAGUAUCAACUGAAAAAGUCGCUGAUCAGCUGUGCAUCAUAUACGAAUGUACCUACAUAUUUAGUUAAGCAGCUUGAUUUUGGAUGCCUCUCCCGAUCGGAAACUGCGUCAUUUCCGAAUCGAGGCGUAUAAUAUCGCGUUUGGGCUGGAAAAAUUUUUAAAUAAUAGGGCAUAAGAACGAAAUUGCUAUUCUGUAUAGGAAAAAUUCUACUAAUGAAAAAAAUAAAAUGAAAUAAAAUGCAUUUAUUUCGGACUACAAUAAGAUCCAUAAAAAAUGUUAGUAUUACAGCAAAGACUUAAAUGACUAUGUUAGUAAUAGAACUUAAAUGAAGAGAGGACCAGUGCCUUAGCAUUCCACUGUCCCAUCUGUGUGCAACAACUGUCAAGAGUUUGUGGCAGCUGUCGCGCACCCUACCCAUUGUCGCGGCGCAGCGCUUGCGCAACGUCGCUUCGACGCCGUCAACACUCGCAUCCGCGGACAUCCCGGACGCACUACAGUGUCGCGGCAGCCGCAAAAGAACCCUAAACGCGUCGUUGUACUGUACACGCAUUGCAUUUAGGGACUUUUGUGUGUACCUGCACCAUAAACUACAGGUGUACAGCGAUGUGCAGUAAGCAUUAAAUAAAGUUACUUUUACCUGUGCCGUACAUCGACUGAAGCUACGCGCUAUCAUAUUAGCUCUCAUUGAUACUGCUCUACGUUCCCUCUCAAUAAUACUAAUAAUCUCAAAAAAAACCGACUACAAAAGUCAUUCAUCCCCUAGUUUGCCACCCUUAGAGAUGGAAUAUUUUCUUCAAAUAUUAAAUGGGACUA
Molecule: messenger RNA, 1571 nt
Organism: Hyposmocoma kahamanoa
Lineage: Eukaryota; Metazoa; Arthropoda; Insecta; Lepidoptera; Cosmopterigidae
Exons: 4
Coding region: 91-549 (152 amino acids)
Source: RefSeq, a predicted model, not a curated record